UCUUUUUGCUCGGAUUCCCCGCCAAAAAAUUCCAGUUCCACAACCAGCAGCGGGCAGCCUCCUUCCCGCUCCAUUCCCUUACCCCCAGGACUACAGCUCAGCAGCGCUGAGCAACCGUCUGGAUCAGAUGGGUCUCGCUGCCGCCAAGAACAAGCGGAAACUCGGCCACGACCCGAACAACACCAAAUGGUCGCGCAACACCGAGUCGUUUGGCCAGAAGAUCCUGAGGGCUCAGGGGUGGCAGCCGGGCCAGUACCUCGGCGCGAAGGAUGCGCCGCAUGCUGAGUGGCAUACCGAGGCCAGCGCGGCCCACAUCCGCGUCGUGCUGAAGGACGACACCCUGGGCCUCGGGGCCAAGCGGAACAACGGCGACGAGUGCACCGGCCUGGAUGCCUUUCAAGACCUUCUGGGUCGCCUCAACGGCAAGAGCGACGAGGCUCUGGAGGCCGAGCGAAAGGCGCGGGAGGAUCUGAAGCUCAGUCUGUAUGUCGAGAGGAAGCUCGGGCUCGUCCGAUUCGUCAGGGGCGGGUGGCUGGUUAAUGACCAGCUGAAGGAUUCUCCGGUCGAAGAGGCUACUGAGUCGGGCCCAAGCCUAUCCGUCACUACGGUUCCCACCGAUUCGCCAGCGCCCGCGGCGGGGAGCUCCAAGAAGCGGAAGGCCGACCAAGAUACCCCGGCAGACGAGAAGGUGCGCAAAAAAGAGAAGAAGUCCAAGAAAAGGAAAGCGGAAUCCGACCCCGAGGUGGACAGCGAAGAUGUAAGGGAGAAGAAGGAUAAAAAGAGAUCGAAAAAGCACCGAGCGGAAUCUGAAGGGAGUGGAGAGGCGGCACCAGUGUCGGCAAAAAGCAGCAGGAGCAAGAAGGACAAGACAACAGUUGCGGAGGGCUCCGGUGCAAGCACGAGCGCUGUUGCGGCAGAGGCUGGCGAGUCGCUGGAUGAAGUUGACGGUUCCGCUGAAGUUAGGAAGGUGAAGAAGGACAAGAAAGACAAGAAGGACAAGAAGGAGAAGAAGGAGAAAAAGGAGAAGCAGAAACGGGACAAGGCUGCUUUAAAUUCGGGAGCUGAGCUUGGAGACAGCAUAUCUAAAGAGAAGAAGAGGAGGAAAGACGACGGCACCUCAGAAGAGACGGUGUCUUCAGCGCCUACUCCAGCCGACAGUAGCAUCUCCACGCCAAGCGGCAGCGGCUACUCAACGCCUGUCCCAACUGGAUCCAGCCGGUACCUGGCAAGAUCGAGAUUCAUAGCCCAGAAGAAGAUGGCGUUUACAGACAGCGCCGCGCUCAACCAAAUAUUCAUGAUCAAGUCAUAGACUGGGUCUGAUCCGGAGGUCAAGUCGGUUUAGACUCGUUCCCAGCCGUCGCUCCGCACGCUCUAGGCUGAGUCCUAGCCCCGUUUCGAAACCCUGGUAUAUUCCUCCGAUGGUGACCCAACAUAUGCAGUUACGCAU
Molecule: messenger RNA, 1447 nt
Organism: Thermothielavioides terrestris NRRL 8126
Lineage: Eukaryota; Fungi; Ascomycota; Sordariomycetes; Sordariales; Chaetomiaceae
Exons: 3
Coding region: 128-1309 (393 amino acids)
Molecular function (GO): nucleic acid binding
Source: RefSeq, a predicted model, not a curated record